CAGUUCCGCCUCUUUGCCAGGACUUCACGCACUUCCGGUCCGGCUUCCCUGCACUUCCGCCCGGCUCUGCGGGCUGAACGGAGUGGUUCCGGGGCACGGAGUCCCCGUUGCGGAGCGGCGGGAGGGAGAUGGAGCGCAUCGCGCUGCCCCCCCGCUCCCCACGGGAGCUGCCAUUGGCGCUGCUGGAGCUGGGAUGUGCUGGGACCUUCGAGUUGGUGGUGGGACCCCCGGGGGGGGCUCGGGGACCCCCCCACCGAGCCACACUCCCUCUGGGGGUCCCCCCUUUCGCCCCCUCCCUUGUUUCGGAGCUGGAGCAGAAGCUUUUGGGGUCCCCCGAGUGGCUUCCCCCCCACCAGCAUGAGAGGGCCCAAAGGUCAUGGUCCCGGCACCCGGAGCCCCGGAACCUCUUUGCCUUGGAGCCAACCCCCCCUAUGGGGGGGCUCCGGGCCCAAAGGGACCCCAAAAGCGGCUCCUUGAAGGGCUUCGUUGAGGAGCUGCUGCCCAAUGUGGGGCUCUCAGCCAAGAACUCGCUCUCCCUGCGCCGCCCCCCCGGCCCCCCCCAAGAGAAUCUAUGGGGCAGCGCCACCUCCUGCCCUUUCUGGCCAGCUGGAUUGGAUGAGCCCAGCCUGGAGCAGCUCCGUAUCCAUGGCGACGAAGAGGAGGAUGUGGACUUCGACACUGACCUAUUGGUGACCCCCCCAGGGCUGAAAAGAGGGGUCGAGUACAAGGCUUCAGUUGGGGGCCAUGGUGGGGGGGGACCCCUUUCCCUCUGCAGCCUCCUCCAGACCUUGGACCCCUUUGACUUGGGGGGGGACGAAGACAUUGAGGGGGGGGGCCCCCCCAAACCGGAAGUGGGGGGCAGAGAUGGGGACCCCCCGAAGAGCCCCCCCCCAUUGCCCCAUAGCGACAGCGUGGAUGAGCUCCUGCAUCAGGAAGUGGUAGAGCCCGCCCCAGCCCCGCCCCCGGCCCCCCCCGAGGACCAAUGGGCUGUGGCCGUUGACACCAGUGAGCCAAUGGAGGACUUCGAGAGCCUGGUGCCUGACCCGGCCUUUAAGUGGCCCUUUAAGCCGGACCCGUUCCAGCUCCGGGCCGUGCUGUGCCUGGAGCAGGGGCACUCUCUGCUGGCGGCCGCCCACACCUCGGCGGGUAAAACGGCCAUUGCCGAGUACGCCAUUGCCCUAGCGCAGCGCCACAUGGCCCGCUCCAUUUACACGUCUCCCAUCAAGGCUCUUUCCAACCAGAAGUUCCGGGACUUCCGGGGCACCUUUGGGUCCGUGGGGCUGCUCACGGGGGACGUCCAACUGCACCCCGAGGCCUCCUGCCUGGUCAUGACCACCGAGAUCCUGCGCUCCAUGCUCUACAAUGGCUCCGAUGUGAUCCGGGACCUGGAAUGGGUCAUCUUCGAUGAGGUGCAUUACAUCAAUGAUGCUGAGCGAGGGGUGGUGUGGGAGGAGGUUCUCAUCAUGCUCCCCGAGCACGUGAAGCUCGUCCUGCUCAGUGCCACCAUCCCCAAUGCCAUGGAGUUCGCCCAGUGGGUCGGGCGCACCAAGCGCCGGUGCCUGCGGGUGCUGAGCACCCAGCGCCGCCCGGUGCCGCUGCAGCACUUCCUGUACACGGGGAACGGGCCCCGCACCCGCGAGCAGCUCUUCCUGCUGCUGGAUGCGCACGGGAGCCUCAGCACACAGGGUUACUACGCCGCGGUGGAGGCCAAGAAGCAGCAGCAGAGCAGCAAAGCGGGGCAGAGCUUUGGGGCCAAGCACCCCACGAUGGCGCCAACGACCCCGGGCCAGGAGCGGGGUCUGUGGCAGGCGCUGCUGGGGCUGCUGCGGGAGCGGGGGCUCCUCCCCGUCGUGGCCUUCACCUUCUCGCGCAGCCGCUGCGACGCCCACGCCGCCGCCCUGGGCCCCACGGAGCUGCUGAGCCCCAGCGAGAGGCAACGGAGCCGCCUCUUCCUCCAGCGCUGCCUCGCCCGACUCAAGGCCCCCGACCGCCGCCUGCCACAGGUGGUGGCCAUAGGGGAGCUGCUGCAGCGCGGCAUCGGGGUGCACCAUGGGGGGGUCCUGCCCCUGCUCAAGGAGGUCGUGGAGAUGCUCUUCAGCCAAGGGCUGGUCAAGGUGCUCUUUGCCACCGAGACCUUCGCUAUGGGGCUGAACAUGCCGGCCCGCACGGUCGUCUUCGACUCCAUCCGCAAGCACGAUGGGAACAACUUCCGGGACCUGCUGCCAGGUGAGUACAUUCAGAUGUCCGGGCGCGCCGGGCGCCGGGGGCUCGAUGCCAUGGGCACCGUCAUCAUCCUGUGCCGGGGCAGCGUGCCCGACCUGCCCGACCUGCACCGCAUGAUGCUGGGGCGCCCCACCCGCCUGCAGUCCCAGUUCCGCCUCACCUACCCCAUGAUCCUCAAUGUGCUGCGGGCGCAGGAGCUGCGCGUCCAGGACCUGCUGCGCCGGAGCUACGCCGAGUUCCCGCUGCGCCGGGAGCAGGAGGCCCAGGCUCGCCGCGUGGCCGAGCUGCAGGGGGCGCUGUCGGCGGAGCCGGAGCCGGAUCCCGGAAGUGACGUCAGCUCCUACCACGAGGCCGUGGAGGCGCUGCGGAGGGACCGGAAGGAGCUGAUGCGGCGCUUGGCGGACUCGGUGGCCGGGCUGCGGGUGCUGGUGCCCGGCCGGGUGUUGGUGGUGAGCACCCAGAGACACCGGAACGCGCUGGGCCUCAUCCUGCAGGUCACCCCCAGCCCCUCAGGCCGCAUUUUCACCACCUUGGUGCUCGCUGAGAAGCCCCCCGAGGGGGGGGAGGAGCCCCCGACACCCCCCGAUGCCCCCCUCCCCGAGGAGCUGCUGCUCACCCGCCUCUUCCUGCCUGAUGGCCCCUGUGGCCACGCUUUGGAGCAGCUCCAGGCCCAGGACUUUGUGGGGGUCACGGCCAAGACCCUGAAGGUGAACCCUGAAAACCUCCUGCAGGAGCUGAGGCCUCGCCACCAGCACCGGGACAGGCCAGCCCUUGGUGCCGCCCUGCAGGAGCUGCUCCGGUUGGCAGCGGGGGUGGGGGGGGGCUCGCCCCUCCCCCUGCUGGAUCCCGCUGGGAUCCUGAGGGAUCCGGAUGCUUUGGAAGCGGCCGCUCGGGUGCGGGAGCUCAGCGCCCGCCUCGGGGCCUUCGAGUGCGUGCACAGGGCCCGGUUCCAGCAGGAGUACGCGCAGGCCGCGAGGCGCCGCUGCCUGCAGGAGCAGUUGGAGCAGCUCCGCUUCCAGCUCUCCGACAGCUCCCUGCUGCUGCUGCCCGAGUACAGGCAGCGCCUGGAGGUGCUGCGCUCCCUGGGUCACGUGACCCCGUCGGGCGCAGUGGCGCUGGGCGGCCGCGUGGCGGCGUCGCUGAGCACGGGCUCGCUGCUGGUGACGGAGCUGUUGCUUAGCAACGGGCUGGCGGCGCUGAGCCCCGCCGAGAGCGCGAGCCUCCUGUCGUGUGUCGCGACAGGGGGGGGAGGGGGGGGCCGGGGGGAGGUUCCCCCCCUGAGCCAGGCGUUGGGGAAGGCCGUGCAGCACCUCGUGGGCCUGGCGCAGCGCCUGGGCCGCCUGCAGCAGGAGUGCGGCCUCAGCACCAGCGCCGAGGACGUGGAGCAGGAGCUCAACUUCAGCUUCAUGGAGGUGGUGUUCGAGUGGGCCCACGGCGUGCCGUUUGCCUCCAUCCGCCUCCCCCCGGCCCUACAGGAGGGCUCUGUUGUGCGCUGCAUCCAACGCCUGGAGGAGCUGUGCCGGGAGCUGCGGCAAGCAGCCCGGCUACUGGGGGAGCCAGCCCUGGCCACCAAGAUGGAGGCGGUCUCAGGCCUCAUCCGCAGGGACAUCGUCUUCGCCGCCAGCCUCUACACGCAAUAA
Neopsephotus bourkii (Bourke's parrot) is the source of this 3863-nucleotide messenger RNA. It is a transcript of the gene SKIC2, whose product is annotated as SKI2 subunit of superkiller complex. The coding region runs from base 129 to 3863 and encodes 1244 amino acids. The record is from RefSeq and is a predicted model, not a curated record. Gene Ontology annotation, cellular component: Ski complex. Gene Ontology annotation, molecular function: RNA helicase activity; ATP binding; RNA binding. The transcript is spliced from 29 exons. NCBI's taxonomy places the organism in Eukaryota, Metazoa, Chordata, Aves, Psittaciformes, Psittacidae. Gene Ontology annotation, biological process: nuclear-transcribed mRNA catabolic process, 3'-5' exonucleolytic nonsense-mediated decay.